UAGAGAGGGAGUAUUGUGUAUUUAGUGUGUGUACAAUACAAUCAACAUAACCAAAAGCGGCACCCCACCGCCGCAGCUCUUGCUCUGUAAGUAUCUUCUUCUGCCGCAUUUAGAAACUAAAUAACAUGACAAAACCAACCUUGUUCGCGCUGGAUUAUCCCUUCUCCAUGCUUCUCUAAGCCACCUCCAUUCUCAGACCUCCUGUAUUCCCCUUUUUGUCUCUCCUCAGUGAAGAAAUGGCACACGUCUCAUUGCGCCGUAUUUUGGAUCAAUUAGAUAAGCAUAUGGUAAAGAAACAGGAAAUAUACGGAAGGCUUGUAUAUGGCACUUCUGCUAUGUUUCGAUCAUUAUCAUCAAAAAUUGGAAACAAAGAUUCUUAUGAAACACUGAAGAAGCCUGAACUCAUUGACAGGAAAGAACAUGAUCCUGCAGUUGGCAAGUACAGCUCUGAUGAUGAUGAUGUACAGGAUAGUAAUCAGAAGUCGGAAUUUGCAUGGCUUACGAAGGCACUAGAGCCUGCUCUACAGUUUUGUAGGUGGGCAAUUCCAACAGGUAAUGGUUCUGAAAGUAAGAUCCCACCUACAAGCCGCUCAAUUGCUGAGAUUUUUGCCAGUAUACAGAAAAGUAAGAUUGGAAUACAGGACUGGAGUCUCAGUGAUGUCACAGUUGGACUAUUCCUCGUGUAUCUUCGUCAAGCAUCCUCAGUUGCACAUGAAAAUGUGAAGGGUGUUCAAAUCACAUCAGAAUCCACGAUAGAAGAUUUGAUAUAUCACUUGGAAUUAGCAAGAGGAUCUUAUAGAGACACAGCUGUAGGCCUUGCCAAACAAAGCAUGCUUCGAGAAAGCAACAUCGUGAAAUUCAUCAGUCACUCUAGUGUGAUGAGACCUGGGUAUUACAUUGGUAUUGAUCCCCGUAAAAAACUUGUAAUUCUUGGAAUCCGGGGAACGCAUACAGUAUAUGACCUUGUAACUGAUAUCGUGUCAACAAGUGAUGGAGAUAUCACCUUUGAAGGUUACUCGACCCACUUUGGUACUGCUGAAGCUGCUCGCUGGUUUUUGGAACAUGAAAUGGGAACUAUAAAGAAGUGUUUGCAUGAACACGAGGAUGAUGUUGUUCCUCGUUUAAGCAUCGCUUCUUUGGCCAGGCUGAGGAAUGAAAUUAUUCAUACUGAUUGGAUGAGUGUCUUGGAGAAGGAAGACUGGAAAAGUGUUCUGGAGUUCCUCACGAAUGCAAAGCAAGUUGUGUCUUCAGUACAAGAUGUAGCUCGCAAGGUGGCUGAUUACGCAAAGUUCAGAAGCAGGACCAAUCACUCUGAGCUUCCAACAAAAGAUAGCUCCCCAAAUCAAUCUGCUGUAAUCAAGAAAACAGAAAGCUCUGCGUUAGUUCAUCAUGAAGAGUUAUUUGUCCCAGGAACUGUAUACUAUCUGAAGAGAAAUUCUGAUACCCAAACCAGAAGCAACAAAGGAAGCAAAAUAAUGGAGUAUUUUACGCUUUGGAAGUGGAAAGCUGGGCAACAUUUCCAGACAAUUUUACUCUCUAGCAACGUGAUUUCAGAUCACAAAUGUGAAAGUCACUAUUAUGCUCUCAGAGAUGUCAUCAAAGGCCUGCCUCAAUCAUCCAAUAAAGAAGGUAUUUUUUGACAAAUCCAUCUAAGGUUUUAUAUUGUCAUGCCUAAUGUAAAUUAGUCUUGGCAUUUGUAUAGUAUGAACUAUUAUCUAAUCAUCAGUUUUUUGGGGAAUUAGUCAGUUUUUGAAUUUUUUUUUUCUUUUACUAUAAUAGUUGAAAAUUUUCCGUAGAGAUUUCUUGUUCUUAAGGUGUCAUACAAGACUGUUAUUCAUUAUUAUAAUAUUAGGUAAACAAACUUGAUAGUCACAAAGAUCAGAUUACGUACAUUCAAAUAAUGUAGGCAUGGCGAACUAGGUUUGCUGGAAAUAAUGAACCCAAGUGCAGAUAGGUGACGUAUAGGUGGUUCCAUUUUGUUUCUUCUGUUAUUUGUACCAAACAAUACUGUAGAUCUUGCUGCGUUAUCAUUUUGUUGUUUAAAGUAGGGGGAUUUGCUUUUAUGUGAAGUUAAGAAAGGGCAUCUACUGUUUCUAUAGUAAUUUUGGCUUUUUGGCUUUCACAUUUAAGUUGCAUUUCAUAUUAUUAUUGUUCUCAAUUUCUUGCUUUUAUAGUGUGCUUACUAAUGGUUCUCUGAACAAGCUAUAGGAAUAUCAUACUGCAUUGCUUAUACCAAGCUCAUGUACCCUUUUACCCUUUUAUUUAUGUGAUGUUGCACAUGAUAUUUGAUGUGGCUGAAUCGAAAUUACAUUAAUCUUAUCACAAAUAAGAGUGAUGAAAUUCUUGCUAAUAGCCCCGUUAUUAACAUCUUUCACCAGAGAGUUUUAGCAAACAAGUUAAAUGUUAAAUUUGUUGAUUUUUUUUAUUAAUUAUUCAAAAUUAUAACUUUAUUAGUAGACAAACAAGAAUUUGUGGGGGUAAAUUGGAUGAUAUGGUUCAAAAAUGGUGAUGAAAAAAAAGGAAUGUGGUGAUAUUCGUAGAUUGGAUGGUGGUGCCCUCGAUAGAUCGGAGGGAGAGGAUAUAGAAAGGAGCCAAGGGGGGCAUACAUGGUGGUGGUGUGGUAAGAAGAAAUAACUCAGCAUGGGCCUAACUUGCCCUAAAUACUCCAUCGGCCCUCUGAAUUCUGUUAUAUAUACUAUUUUGGUUCGUUCUACAUUUUUUGUAAUAUUACUACUUUUGGACAUGACUUUCACACCACCUAUAAUACCUCUCUAAAGCCGGUAUUGUUAGUUUUCCUUUAGGUUAAAUAUUAUAAUUGCUAAAUUAAAAUACAUGACAAUAUCUAUAAUACCCUUUUAAAAUAGCUACUUUCUCCCUUUUUAUGAUUUGUGUGCAAACUCCGAGUAGCAAACUGAGGGAGUGAAGUCAGGGCGCAGAGGAGUAUGUUAAAAGUUGGGUUAAAUACAAAAUAGCUUGUGAACGAGUCGUUCGAUAAGCACAAAUGAACAACAAUGGCAAAUGCCAAAGCCUUAAGGUUAAAAUGAACAUACCAACAUGAAAUGACAGCUGAAUAACAUCAAGUGAACCGUAGAGUUAUUUCUUUCAAAAUUAGAAAACAUUAUUAGUACUUUUUGAAAAGCUUUGAGAAUAUUGCAUAUACUACACUACAACCUAGUCCGUAGCAUAGCAUAAUUAUGCAUAAAAAGUUGUUUGGACACACUGAAAGAAUCCUCGAGAUGGUACUAAAACAGUACCUCUUGCUCAUAUUCAGCUUCUUUUUUUAGAUUGUUAGCAGAAGCUAAUUAUAGCUUUAUGAUGAUUAAUAAAGGCUAAGAGCCUAAGAUUGUAAGUAUAUUUGGGAAAUAUUCUUGUUUUAGUGGCCUACAAAUAUGAUGUCUUGUGUGUGUGUUGUGAAUGUGAUACAGUGUUUAGCUACCAAAGUGCCUGUCAACUUCCCUUAUCCAAAGGGUAUGUGUUAGCUUAGCUCAUAAAGGCAAUGGACUAUGAAAGGGUUAUUAAUAUUAUGUACUUAGGUGCAUCUACUUACAUUCUCCUUGUGUCUUAAUCUGAGAAGUGUAACAUGGACUAUGGAUAGGCCGGUGCACCAAGUUACAUGGGGCACUUGUGUUGGCUGUUGAUGAGGAUUCAUAAUGGUCAGCUUGACUAUUAGAAAAUCAACCAAUAUUUUCAGCUGCUCAAAUCGACUAUAUGCCAAUAAUUAUUAAGGGCAGGCAAUAACCAAAUAGACAACACGUGGGCGCUAUAGCCUUUUAUGCCAGACUCUAGGGAACAAGGAGGAAAUUGAUCCAAGUUUAGGGUAUUAAGUCCAUUUUAGAAACAUUAUCAGAGAGUUGAGUGGUGCAUAGAAUCAUUUGUGUUUUUAAGUUGACAAAUAUUCCUAUACAAACUGAUAAUUAUGCAAACGAUUAAUCAAUUAGUUCAAUUCACCGUUACACUUUACAACUAUCUUACUUUAGUACACCCAUAAAAUCGACAUUUCGCAAGAAUACUUCUCUA
Molecule: messenger RNA, 4017 nt
Organism: Amaranthus tricolor (Joseph's coat)
Lineage: Eukaryota; Viridiplantae; Streptophyta; Magnoliopsida; Caryophyllales; Amaranthaceae
Exons: 7
Coding region: 237-1640 (467 amino acids)
Biological process (GO): lipid metabolic process
Source: RefSeq, a predicted model, not a curated record